UGCGUGUUUGUAUUAACGCUUGUUAGAAACAUGGAGCAAGGAUAUAAAAAUUUGCAUUUCUUGAUCUUAAUACUGAGCAUAUUUAUCAUAGCCUGCAUCCAAGCUGCACCGGACAAACAAAAUAUUAACGAGAGUGACGAAUUUGCGCAAAAGCAAGCUAUUACAGAGUUUAAUACUUGUUUGCUAAAUUCAAAUGUUCUAGGAUCGUUUAUACAACAAAUGCAGGAAUUUUUUACUGUAAUAUUCAGAUAUCUGCCCGAAAAUAUGAAAACAUUAGCAAGUAAUUUUAUGAACAAAAUAGCUUCUGAAUUCGUGAACUUUGAAAUGAACAUAGUAGAAGGUAUGAUAGAUAUGGCGCAUAUGGCAGAAAAUAUGAUAAAUGCUUUUAUAAGAAUGAUACCUCUAAUAACGUCAAUAAUGACAAUGUUGUCAUCAAAUUAAUUCAAGUUUUAAAUUAUAAAUUCGGCUAAUUCUGUACAAAAAUCUGUACAAAAAUGGCAAGAACAUGUUUAAAUGUGAUGCAUUAAUAAAUGCAGUAUUGAUAAGACACAAUAUGACAAGAUACAAUGUAUCAGUAAAUAAAUAUUAAUGCAAUUUCUUAAUGCA
Messenger RNA from Pogonomyrmex barbatus (red harvester ant), 606 nucleotides. RefSeq lists its product as uncharacterized. NCBI's taxonomy places the organism in Eukaryota, Metazoa, Arthropoda, Insecta, Hymenoptera, Formicidae. The record is from RefSeq and is a predicted model, not a curated record.